Pungitius pungitius (ninespine stickleback) is the source of this 969-nucleotide messenger RNA. RefSeq names its product olfactory receptor 1F1-like. The transcript has a single exon. Lineage: Eukaryota; Metazoa; Chordata; Actinopteri; Perciformes; Gasterosteidae. Gene Ontology annotation, molecular function: odorant binding; G protein-coupled receptor activity; olfactory receptor activity. Bases 1 to 969 code for a protein of 322 amino acids. The record is from RefSeq and is a predicted model, not a curated record. Gene Ontology annotation, cellular component: membrane. Gene Ontology annotation, biological process: G protein-coupled receptor signaling pathway; detection of chemical stimulus involved in sensory perception of smell.
AUGAACUUAUUCAACUCAGCACUCGGGGAAAAUAUCACGUUUUUGCGCCCUGCAUACUUCUUAAUAAGUGGUUUAUCCGGCAUCCAGGAUUUGAAACAUUACUAUGUCUUUCUGUGUUUUGUUUAUAUUGUGUCUGUGCUGGGAAACACAACUGUGAUGGCCGUAAUAUACUUGGAUCAUAAUCUGAGAACUCCUAAAUAUGUUGCAGUUUUUAAUUUAGCAUUUGUGGACUUGUUGGGUAGCUCUACUCUGAUGCCGAAGCUUAUUGACAUCUUUCUGUUUAACCAUCGCUACAUCUCCUACAACGACUGCUUGGCUUUCUUCUUUUUUUGCUACACCUUCCUUUGCAUGCAGUCAUUUAAUCUGCUUGCACUCUCCUAUGACAGAUUGAUUGCUAUAAUCCAUCCUCUGCAAUAUCAUGUAAAGGUGACCCACAGGUUCAUGCUGUCUUUGAUUGCCUUUUUCUGGGUCUUUGCAAUUACUGUUAAUCUUGUUGCAGUUGGUCUUCUUACCAGACUUUCCAUCUGCAGGUCUGUGGCUAUUAACAGUUAUUUCUGUGACCAUGGCCAGAUAUACAGGCUGGCUUGCAAUGACAAUUUCCCCAACUAUGUUAUUAGUUGUCUGUUCCCUGUUCUUAUUUUUUGGCUUCCAUUCCUUUUCAUUUUGUUAAGUUAUUUAUAUAUUGGCUGCACUUUGGCUAAAGUGGCCACUGUUCAGGAAGGUCUCAAAGCUUUUAAAACAUGCACCGCUCAUCUCUCAUUGGUGGCAAUAUAUUUCAUUCCAGUGUUAAUCACAUUCACUCUGAUGGAAAAAAUCAAUCCAAAUGCCAGGAUCAUGAACUUGUCUUUGACCUCUAUUCUUCCUCCUACGUUGAACCCAAUCAUUUAUGUUCUGCAGACACAAGAAAUCAAAAAAUCUGUUAAAAGACUAUUGAAAAUGAGAGGAAAACCCCAAAUGAUAAAUAAUUGA